This is a messenger RNA of Brassica rapa (field mustard), 642 nucleotides long. Its product is annotated as auxin-responsive protein SAUR76. NCBI's taxonomy places the organism in Eukaryota, Viridiplantae, Streptophyta, Magnoliopsida, Brassicales, Brassicaceae. Gene Ontology annotation, biological process: response to auxin. The record is from RefSeq and is a predicted model, not a curated record.
UAUCCCUUUCACCGGAAACUCACUCCUACGUACAUCUCCGACUAAAGGUUCACAAAACCGAAUUGUUAAUGGCGAAAGGAGGUAAAAAACUGAUGAAGCUCAAAUCAGUUUUGAAGAAGCUAAACUCCUUCAACACCAAGCCAAACCAGCCACCGGCUCCGGCCAAUCACGGUCGAUCCUCCGCUUUGAGUGCAUUUUCCUCGGAAGAACGCCACACUGUCUACGUUGGCAGUACACGGCGUCUGUACCACGUGAGCUCCGACGUCGUUAGUCAUCCACUCUUCCAGCAGCUAGCAGCAGUGGAUGGUGGAUGCGGCGGCGAGAACGGUUCGAUCGCCGUGUCGUGCGAGGUUGUCUUGUUCGAGCAUAUGCUUUGGAUGCUUGAGAACGCCAACGCUGACGAGUCAGGCCUGGAGUCGGUCCACGAACUCGUCGAGUUCUACUCCUGCUAACUCCUACAAUAAAUUAAUUAGGUGCCAAAUAUAUGUAAUUAAUGAUUUAUGUUUGUAUAUUCUAUACUUUGUAUACUUUACAGUCUUUUGUUAAAAUCUAUCCUUUUUACUGAGUGAUACAACAACCAAUGAAUAAAUAUUUCAAUAUGUAAACAUUGUCUUGAUUGUAAUAUAAAAAUGUUUGUUUUUU